AUGCCGGAGGUGCGCGUUCUCACCCGCACGACGCUCUUCGGCUACUACGACCACAACUCGCUGAGCGCGCUGGAGCGCCGCACCGACCAUCUGGGGCCGCGGGCGCGCACCGACAUGAGCCGCCAGCGCCUGUGGAACAUCAAGGCGCGCCGCGUGGUGCUCGCCACCGGCGCCCACGAGCGGCCGCUGGUCUUCGCCGACAACGACCGCCCCGGGAUCAUGCUGGCCUCGGCGGCGCAGCGCUACCUCAACCACCAUGCGGCGCUGCCGGGCAAGCGUGCGGUGCUCUUCACCAACAACGACGACGCCUACGAGGCGGCACACGACAUCGUGGAUGCGGGCGGCACGGUCGCUGCCGUGGUCGAUUGCAGGCCAGAGCCUGCGGCGCUGCUGGCAACCAAGCUGAAGGAGGCCGGCGUAGCCCUCCACACCGGCUCCGUCAUCGCCGCCACCCACGGCACGAAGCGGGUCCGCGCCGUCACCCUCGCCACGCUUGGCAGGGAUGGCAGGAUUGGCGGCUCCUUGCGCCGCAUCGCCUGCGAUAGCGUGCUCGUUUCCGGCGGCUGGAACCCGGCGGUGCAUCUCUUCAGCCAGGCCACGCAGGCGCUGGAGGUGGCCGGCGCCGCCAAUGGCAGCUUCGGCCUCACCGCCUGCCUCGCGGAAGGUGCGGCCGCCGGUGCGCGCGCGGCCCAGGCGGCAGGCUUCGGCGACGGCACGGCGCCGGCGGUGCCGCCCGUCGACGCGCCCGAGCCCGGCGCCAUCACGCCCUUGUGGCUGGUGCCGGGGCUGAAGCCGCUCGGCCACGGCAAGGCCAAGCACAUGGUCGACCAUCAGGACGACGUGACCGCGGCGGAUAUCCAGCUCGCGGCGCGCGAGGGCUUCCGCUCGGGCAAGACGUCGAACGUCAACGGGCUCGCCAUCCUCGCCGACGCGCUGGGCAAGACCGUGCCCGAGGUCGGCACCACCACCUACCGGCCGCCCUACACGCCGGUCACCUUCGGCGCGCUCGCCGGGCGCGAUCGCGGCGCGCUGAUGGACCCGGUGCGGCGGACCGCGAUGCACGAAUGGCACGAGGACCACGGCGCGGUGUUCGAGCCCGUCGGCCAGUGGCACCGGCCCUGGUGGUACCCCAAGCCUGGCGAGGACAAGCACGCUGCGGUGGCGCGCGAAUGCCUUGCGGUGCGGGAAGCCGUCGGCAUCCUCGACGCCUCCACCCUCGGCAAGAUCGAUAUCAAGGGGCCGGAUGCGACCACCCUGCUCGACAUGGUCUACACCAACGCCUUCUCGACGCUGAAGGUGGGCCGGGUGCGGUACGGACUCAUGUGCGGCGACGACGGCAUGGUGUUCGACGAUGGCACCACCGCGCGCCUCGGCGAAAACCACUAUCUGAUGACCACCACGACCGGCAAUGCGGCCCACGUGCUGGAGUGGCUGGAGGAGUGGCUGCAGACCGAGUGGCCGGAGCUCAAGGUCUACUGCACCUCGGUCACCGAGCAAUGGGCGACUGUCGCCCUCGCCGGCCCCAAGGCCCGCGACGUACUGGCCGCGAUGGCGCCGGAGUUGGCGCUCGACACCGACUCUUUCCCCUUCAUGAGCGUGAAGGAGGGCAUCGUCGCAGGCGUGAACGCGCGCGUCUUCCGCAUCAGCUUCACCGGCGAGCUCAGCUUCGAGAUCAACGUGCCCUGGCACCACGGGCGCCACCUGUGGGAAGCGCUGAUGCAGGCGGGCGCCGAGCACGGCAUCACCCCCUACGGCACCGAGGCGAUGCACGUGCUGCGGGCCGAGCGUGGCUUCAUCAUCGUCGGCCAGGAGACCGACGGCACCACCACGCCCCAGGACCUCGGCAUGGACUGGAUCGUCUCCAAGAAGAAGCCGGAUUUCCUGGGCAAGCGCGCCUGGACCCGCGAGGACACGCAGCGGGACGACCGCAAACAGCUCGUCGGCAUCCUCACCGACAAUCCCAACGCCGUGCUGCCCGAGGGCACGCAGCUCGUGGACAAGCCGGGGCGGCCGCCGCUACCGAUGAUCGGCCACGUCACCUCCAGCUAUGCGAGCCCGACGCUGGGUCGCUCCAUCGCGCUCGCGCUGGUGAAGGGCGGCCGCGCGCGCAUGGGCGAGACAAUCCACGCGGCGCCCGAGAGCGGCUUCCUCCCCUGCAAGGUCACGGAGCCGGUGUUCUACGAUCCGGAAGGAGCCAAGCGCGAUGGCUGA
Geodia barretti is the source of this 2211-nucleotide messenger RNA. NCBI's taxonomy places the organism in Eukaryota, Metazoa, Porifera, Demospongiae, Tetractinellida, Geodiidae. The record is from the annotation of a GenBank genome assembly.